AAGUUUUGUCGUCUAUGAUUGACCCAACCCAGUGGUCGGUCUUCAUAAAAGAGUUAGGUGUUCUACGCCAUCUUAUAAGUCCAUCCUAGACAUUGUUGACGAUCAUGUGGGAUGACAUGUACAGAGCGAUAUCCAAUUUCGUUUUUAAGCACUAAUUAUGUUGUGUUGUGGUGCAGCAUGGUUACAAGUAAGCCAAGGAAAUGCAAAAGUAGCAGCCAUGUUCAAAACACCAUCAGGCUUUGAACAUGCCGGUUGGGUUGUUGCCGAGUCUGGCUGUUGGUCCAUGCUUAAGGGUGGCCUUGUUGUUAAUGCUUCUGGCCCUUCUCACCUCUACUUUGAGAGCAACAAUACAUUGGUUGAGAUAUGGGCAGAUAGCAUUUCCUUAAAACCAUUCACCGAAAAGCAGUGGAGAUCUCAUCAACAUCAAAGCAUUGAUAAGAAUCGCAAGAGCUCAGUGAAACUUAUUGCAAUGGAUGACAAAGGCAAUCCUCUAGCAAACGCCACGUUCUCCAUAAAGCAACAAAGACCCAAUUUCCCAUUCGGUUGUGCCAUGAACAAGAACAUACUCACCAACACUGGCUACCAAAACUGGUUCAUGUCCAGGUUCAGAGUAACCACAUUCGGGAAUGCAAUGAAAUGGUACAGCACCGAGCCUUAUAGAGGCAGGGAGGACUACUCUGUCCCUGAUGCCAUGCUCCAGUUUGCUAGCAGAAACAACAUCCGUGUGCGCGGUCACAACAUUUUCUGGGACGAUCCUGAGUUCCAGCCGCAAUGGGUGAAAUCACUCUCGUCUAAUGAUCUUUGGUUUGCUGUCAACAAAAGGAUGAACUCCAUUGUCCCCAGAUAUGCAGGGAAGGUCAUAGCAUGGGAUGUAGUGAAUGAAAACUUGCAUUUCCAUUUCUUCGAAAGCAAGCUUGGGCCAAACGCUUCCGCCAUUUUCUUCAACGAUGUUCACCGGCUUGACCCUGGAGCCAUGUUGUUCUUGAACGAUUACAAUACGAUUGAACAGGGUGGUGACGUGGCAUCCUCGCCUGCUAGGUACUUGCAGAAGUUUCUACAGAUUCGGGCAGGGGGUUAUCGAGGACCAAUAGCGAUUGGACUUGAGUCACAUUUCAGUACUCCCAACAUUCCUUACAUGAGAGCUGCGAUUGACAAACUUGCUUCUACAGGGUUGCCAAUUUGGCUCACUGAAGUAGAUAUACAAGGCCCCAAUCAGGCUACCUUCUUAGAUCAAGUGUUAAGGGAAGGUAACUCACAUCCUAGUAUCAAUGGAAUCAUAGUAUGGGCAGCAUGGAGUCCAGAGGGGUGUUAUCAUAUGUGUUUAACAGACAACAAUUUCAGAAAUCUCCCAACUGGAGAUGUCGUCGACAGGCUCAUCAGGGAGUGGAGCCAUUCAGGAUUGUCUGCAGGCACUACAGAUUCCAACGGUCACUUUAAAACUCGGCUUUUUCAUGGAGAUUAUGAAGUCACUAUCACUCACCCGAAUAUGGUGAAUUCUUCAGUGACUCGUAAGUUCAAGGUUGCUCCCAUAAAAAAAUCUCAACAAAAAUCACUACAUGUUAAGGUUUCCGCGUGAGAGUUGAUGUUUAGUUUUUAGUUUUUGAAUGGUUGUAUUGUUUUUGGGUUGUUGGUUGAUUCUUCACAUGCAUGUAUUGAAAUUGGAUGUUUUUGAAUCUCUCAUUUGUGGAGGGAAAG
Molecule: messenger RNA, 1695 nt
Organism: Camellia sinensis
Lineage: Eukaryota; Viridiplantae; Streptophyta; Magnoliopsida; Ericales; Theaceae
Product: endo-1,4-beta-xylanase 5
Biological process (GO): carbohydrate metabolic process
Molecular function (GO): hydrolase activity, hydrolyzing O-glycosyl compounds
Source: RefSeq, a predicted model, not a curated record